Molecule: messenger RNA, 2959 nt
Organism: Nycticebus coucang (slow loris)
Lineage: Eukaryota; Metazoa; Chordata; Mammalia; Primates; Lorisidae
Gene: TSPYL1
Product: TSPY like 1
Exons: 1
Coding region: 80-1369 (429 amino acids)
Biological process (GO): nucleosome assembly
Cellular component (GO): nucleus; chromatin
Molecular function (GO): chromatin binding; histone binding
Source: RefSeq, a predicted model, not a curated record
UCUCGCGACGGUUACCUCCGGAUGCAGCUACUGUGAGGAAAACAAACGUUAACUUACUGUUGGCCAGAUUGGUACCAGCAUGAGCAGCCUGGAUGGGGUCGAGAGGACUACUCUCCCCCAAACCCUCAGCCUCACUAUUUCCGACGGUGCCCCAAGAGACCCGGACCCACAUCAGUACCUGAGGCUUCGCGACGAAACCGAGGCGACGCAGGUGAUGGCGGAGACGGGUGAGGGAAGCUUGGAGGCUGUUGCGCUCCCACCGCCUCAGCUUUCGGAGGCGGGCGUACCACGGAAUCCUGCAGACUGUGGCUAUAUUCCCGGAAUCCGAGUCAGUGGGGGUCGCGGCCACGUAGCUAUCAGAGCUGGGCAGGAAGAGACUCUGCCUCCCACAGAGGGCCUGGAAGCCGCAACUGACAACAUAAAAAAUGGCUUUCAGUGGCGAGAAAAGGCCCUAAAAAGCUGUUGCGCAGAGGGGUCGUGGUCUGAAGCGAUGGAGGGGCCGAAGGUUGAGGACUUGAAGUCUGGAAAGUGCGCCACCCUCCCAGCAGUGAACGAGGAGGAGAGAGCUGAGGCGGAGGAGAGGGCUGUUCCGUCAGAGGCGGCGGUGGCGGUGGUGGAAGAUGCCAUGGAGGUGGAGCAGAAGCCAGUAGGUGAAGAAGUAGAAGCGGUGGAGGAAAAUCGAGUGGUAGAGGAGGUGAAGGAGGAGGCAGGGCCCUGGCCUCUGAAUGCGGCCCUCCGCAUGGACCCUUUGGAGGCCAUCCAACUGGAGCUGGACACUGUGAAUGCUCAGGCUGACAGGGCCUUCCAGCAGUUGGAGCACAAGUUUGGGCGGAUGCGUCGACACUACUUGGAGCGGAGGAACUACAUCAUUCAGAAUAUCCCUGGCUUUUGGAUGACUGCCUUUCGUAACCAUCCCCAGUUGUCCCCCAUGAUUAGGGGCCAAGACGCAGAGAUGUUAAGGUACAUAACCAAUUUGGAGGUGAAGGAACUCAGACACCCUAGGACUGGCUGCAAGUUCAAGUUCUUCUUCCGAAGAAACCCCUACUUCAGAAACAAGCUGAUUGUCAAGGAAUAUGAGGUCAGAUCCUCCGGCCGUGUGGUGUCUCUUUCCACUCCAAUCAUAUGGCGCAGGGGACAUGAACCGCAGUCGUUCAUUCGCAGAAACCAAGACCUCGUCUGCAGCUUCUUCACCUGGUUUUCAGAUCACAGCCUUCCAGAGUCUGAUAGAAUUGCUGAGAUUAUCAAAGAGGACCUGUGGCCAAAUCCACUGCAGUACUACCUGUUGCGUGAAGGAGUCCGUAGAGCCAGACGUCGCCCAAUAAGAGAGCCAGUGGAGAUCCCCAGGCCCUUUGGGUUCCAGUCUGGUUAACCUCUGCCCUCGGGAGUAUUUCUGCACAAGGUUCCCUACCACCUCCUGCUGGACCUGUGCUUGGGCAACAGCAACUGGUAUGGCUCCCUCCCUUUUUUUUUGCUGACAUUUCUGCACCCUCUCUCCUGGAUGUUUACGUCCCUCAACCUCAAGAUUUGCAGUCAUGGGCAUUCUUCUCCACUUCCACAUGGCCUUCUUGCUUACUGUUCAAUAUUACUGUCACAUGCUUUGUGGCCAUGGUCCACACCACUUCUGAGCCAAGCAAAUGAUGCUGUAGAUUGUACUGCUUUAUCUGCACUGCUUGAAUCCUUUUUGUUCCCAGAGCCUCUGGUUUGGUUACUAUCACCUAGAUGCCUGGCUUUAUCUAGGAACUUACUCUACUGACUCUGCUAGCUUCUUUGAGUACAGGAAUGUGGUCUGUGGACAGUUACUAAGUAUUAAUUACAUUAAGGGAGAGCUGUGGUGGGACACUUAUUCUGAGUGAUAUGUGCUACUCCAUUGUUCUUCUUGCACCUCUUGUCAUGUUUUGCUAUCUGCUAUGGACUAUGUCCACCCCUUAACCCCCUUGGCUGCUGCCAAGGUCCCUUUUUCCCUCUUUUCCUCCUAUCUUUUUAAAAAAGAAAGUGAUAGUUCACAAACCUCUGCAAUAGCAAGCCUUUUAGUUUAUUUUGACUCUGUAAUUUCCAGAAAAAGGAUAUCCUGUAAGAGACUAUUUAAGAGCUCUUUUUGUCCCCCUCUUCUCUCUUUCCAACUCUUAAGCCUCUUUAGCAGCUCCUAGAGGUUUUUUAAGGGGAAAGAGAAGAUGGAAUCAAAGGUGAGAUACAGUUUAUAAUGGAUGGAGAAGAUUACGGUGGGUGCCAUGAGGAGGGGGGAAACUAAACAAGAGGCUAAAGGCAGAAAUAAGCCAGGUAAAAAUUAGGUCUAGAAGGAAGACUUGGCUAAGAGCUUUCAAGAAAGGACUACUUAAUCAGUGGGGAUGGGAGAAGUACCUCUCAGGAUUACUGCAGGAGAAUUGAAGAGAGUUGCAGUGUUAGAAAUGGUUGCCUAAGCAAGCGUUCUUUAAAGAAACACGAAACAAUGCAACUUUGUUUUCUCAUUUUUAUGUGACCUAGUUUAUGUAGAAGAUUAAUAUAUGCCCGUUUACUACUAUUUAGUAAAAUCUUGUUAUUUUCUGUUUCUCAUUAUUGGGGAAAUUGAGCAGUGUAAGCUUUCCUUUGCUUUCACUUGGUAGCAUUGAAAAGGACAAUUGUACUUUCCAGUACAAUAUAGAAGCAUGAAUAUUCGUAACAGUUUUCAACUUGUUCUUAUUUUUGUUAACCUGUAUUCUUAGAAACAUAGUUUGAAUAGCUUGGUCUUUGUCAGGCUUGUCAAAUUGUUAUCUUUGUGGAAAAAUGAUCUACAAAAAAGUGUGUGGCUUGAUUGGAUUGUCUUAUUUGGUAAUUUGCCCUAGUAACAAUUUAGUAACUGAUGUGUAUUUUUUCCUAAAUUGCAAAAAUAAUGUGAAGUUGCUCUGACAAAUUGGAAGUGUAUCAUUGGCAUAUUUGUCUUCCUUUAUGCAUGAUGGUAAAAUAAAAGCAUGUCUUUCUGCUA